This is a messenger RNA of Lathyrus sativus (Indian pea), 198 nucleotides long. The record is from the annotation of a GenBank genome assembly. NCBI's taxonomy places the organism in Eukaryota, Viridiplantae, Streptophyta, Magnoliopsida, Fabales, Fabaceae.
AUGGCUUUGAUUUUAUCCUUCUUCAACUGCUUUGGCACAUCUUCAAACUCAUCAUUUCAAGUUUCUGAUUAUGCAGAAAAACCAUCUCAAUCUAAAAGUUCAUUUUCAGAGAAAUCAGAGAAGAAGAAAAAGUUAAUUAAGGGAGCUCCAAUUGUAGUUUAUCAUUUCCCUGUUAACUCAUAUCUCUCACGUUUGUAA